AAGCAACGCUUGGGCACAAGGGGACGGCGGCCGGCGCGGGCGGGCGCGGCCUUUGUCUCCUCCUCUGGCGCGCUCCGCGGCUGCACUGGCCCCAUGCGCCCGCGGCCCCCCGGCGCCCCGGCCGUCUGCAGUCCCUGAUCUGUCCUACUCUGUCCUCGUCAUGGCCGAAGCUACCUCCGGCUCUGGGGGCACGUCCCUAGAGGGUGAGCGCGGCAAGAGGCCCCCACCAGAGGGCGAGCCUGCAGCCCCGGCGUCCGGAGUUCUGGAUAAGCUUUUUGGGAAGCGGCUCCUGCAAGCGGGUCGAUACCUGGUGUCCCACAAGGCGUGGAUGAAGACUGUGCCCACGGAGAACUGCGAUGUGCUGAUGACCUUCCCAGAUACAACAGAUGACCACACACUGCUAUGGCUGCUGAACCACAUCCGCGUGGGCAUCCCCGAGCUCAUAGUGCAAGUCCGCCACCACCGCCACACGCGUGCCUACGCCUUCUUCGUCACCGCCACGUAUGAGAGCCUACUCCGAGGGGCUGACGAGCUGGGUCUGCGUAAAGCAGUGAAGGCCGAGUUUGGCGGGGGUACCCGCAGCUUCUCCUGCGAGGAGGACUUUAUCUACGAGAAUGUGGAGAGUGAGCUACACUUCUUCACUUCCCAGGAGCGCCAGAGCAUCAUCCGCUUCUGGCUUCAGAACCUGCGUGCCAAGCAGGGUGAGGCCCUGCACAACGUGCGUUUCCUGGAGGACCAGCCAAUCAUCCCUGAGCUGGCGGCCCGUGGGAUCAUCCAGCAGGUGUUCCCGAUCCACGAGCAGCGCAUCCUGAACCGCCUUAUGAAGUCAUGGGUACAGGCCGUGUGUGAAAACCAGCCUUUAGAUGAGAUCUGCGACUAUUUUGGCGUGAAGAUUGCCAUGUAUUUUGCCUGGCUGGGCUUCUACACAUCGGCGAUGGUGUACCCAGCCGUCUUCGGCUCUGUCCUGUACACAUUCACGGAGGCCGAUCAGACAAGCCAGGAUGUAUCCUGCGUGGUCUUUGCCCUGUUCAAUGUGGUCUGGUCAACGUUAUUCUUGGAGGAGUGGAAACGGAGGGGGGCAGAGCUGGCCUACAAGUGGGGGACGCUGGACUCACCAGGGGAAGCCAUGGAGGAGCCACGGCCCCAGUUCAGGGGCGUGCGACGUAUCAGCCCAGUGACACGCGCCGAGGAGUUCUACUAUCCGCCCUGGAAGCGGCUGCUCUUCCAGCUGUUUGUGAGUGUUCCCUUGUGUCUCACCUGCCUGGCCUGCGUGUUCCUGCUCAUGCUCGGCUGCUUCCAGCUGCAGGAGCUGGUGCUGAGUGUGAAGGGGCUGCCCCGUCUUGCUCGGUUCCUGCCCAAGGUUGUGCUGGCCCUGCUGGUUAGCGUAAGCGCUGAGGGCUACAAGAAGCUCGCCAUAUGGCUCAACGACAUGGAGAAUUACCGGCUGGAGAGCGCCUAUGAGAAGCACCUCAUCAUCAAGGUGGUUCUGUUCCAGUUUGUCAAUUCCUACCUGAGCCUCUUCUACAUUGGCUUCUACCUCAAGGACAUGGAGCGCCUAAAAGAGCUCCUGCUCGUCCUGUCCCUGUCCCAGAGCCUCGAGCGGCAGCUUCGGGCGGUGCUGGCCCCGCUCGUGGCCCUGCGGUUCCACCUGCUUCUCCUCUCCCUCCGGGGCCUCCUGUGCCUGGCCCGGGCCAAAAUGCUGGCCACUCUGCUGAUCACUCGCCAGUUUCUCCAGAACGUGCGUGAGGUCCUGCAGCCACACCUGUACCGGCGGCUGGGCCGAGGCGAGCUCAGCCUGCGGGCCGCCUGGGAGCUGGCCCGGGCCCUGCUUGGCCUGCUCAGCCUUCGGCGCCCCGCACCCUACCAUCUUGAACCCCAGGCAGAAGAGGGUGGUGGCAGUGGGGGCGGAGGGGGUCGCAGGUGUCUCAGUGGGGGCUGCGGGGCACCCGAGGAGGAGGAAGAGGCCACAGUGGAACGGCGGCCCACGGGGGAAGGUGGGGAGGUGGGGAAUGGGUUGAGAGGGGACAAGGAGGAGGACGAGGAGGACGAGGACGAGGAGGAAGAGGAUGAGGAUGAGGAAGAGGGCGAGGAGGGCGGCCUCCUGGACUGUGGGCUCCGCCUAAAGAAGGUCAGCUUUGCUGAGCGGGGCAUCGGGCGACAUCGGCCCGGCCCAAGUUCGGAGGCCCUCCUGGAGGAGGGGAGCCCCACAAUGGUGGAGAAGGGGCUGGAGCCAGGUGUGUUCACAUUAGUCGAGGAGGACGAUGAGGCAGAGGGGGCUCCUGGUAGCCCUGAGCGGGAGCCCCCAGCUGUCCUGCUCCGCCGGGCUGGGGGCGAGGGCCGUGACCAGGGACAAGACGGGGGCCCAGAGCCGGAGACCAGCUCAGGCGACUUGGCCCGGAGGCAGCGGCAGCAGAAUCGGUCCUCUUGGAUCGACCCGCCUGAGGAGGAGCACUCGCCCCAGCUCACCCAGGCUGAGCUCGAGAGCUGUAUGAAGAAGUACGAGGACACGUUCCAGGACUACCAGGAGAUGUUCGUGCAGUUUGGCUACGUCGUGCUCUUCUCGUCUGCCUUCCCCCUGGCUGCACUGUGCGCCCUGGUCAACAACCUCAUUGAGAUCCGCAGUGACGCCCUCAAGCUGUGCACGGGGCUGCAGCGGCCUUUUGGGCAGCGGGUUGAGAGCAUCGGCCAGUGGCAGAAGGUGAUGGAGGCCAUGGGUGUCCUGGCGAUCAUAGUCAACUGCUAUCUCAUCGGUCAGUGUGGGCAGCUGCAGCGCCUCUUCCCCUGGCUCAGCCCGGAGGCGGCCAUCGUGUCCGUGGUGGUGCUUGAGCACUUCGCUCUGCUUCUCAAGUACCUCAUCCACGUGGCCAUCCCUGACAUCCCAGGGUGGGUGGCCGAGGAGAUGGCCAAGCUCGAGUACCAGCGCCGGGAGGCCUUCAAGAGACAUGAGCGCCAGGCGCAGCACCAUUACCAGCAGCAGCAGCGGCGGCGGCGGGAGGAGGAGGAGCGCCAGCGUCAUGCAGAGCACCACGCCCGGCGAGAGCGUGACACCAGCAGCCGGGAGGAGGCCCGGGCUGAGGGCACAGGGCUGGACCCUGCUGCCCCUGACAAGGCCUCAGCCAAGGCCAAGGGCAGCGGGGUGGGUAGCCACGGUUCGGAGCGACCCAAGCGCCCAGGGUCCCUGCUGGCGCCCAACAAUGUCAUGAAGCUGAAGCAGAUCAUCCCGCUGCAGGGCAAGUUUUUGUCAUCAGGGGCUGCAUCCUCGAUGGCAGGCACGGGGCCUGGCCCCACUGCGCGGCCAACCCCUGCCCAGUCGCCCACAGGCAGCGAUACCCGCCUGCCAGCCUUCCUCAGCUUCAAGUUCCUCAAGGCACCCGAGACCCGGCGGGAUCCUGAGCGCAGCCACUCGCCACCCAAGGCCUUCCACGCCGGCAAGCUCUUCCCCUUUGGUGGCGGCACCCGGGCUGAGGCCGGGGCCAAUGGGGCGGGCGGGCCGAUCCGGCUGGACGGGACCCCUGGCGGUGGCAGCGGCAGCAGCGGCGGCCGGGCCCAGCGCAGUGGGCAGGUGGACGAGGCUGCGGCUGAGGAGCCAGACGCCCUCCGGCCUGAAGAGGAAGGCUCAGGGACAGCGCUGGCCCCCUUGGGCGCCCCAGCCCUCCGCACCCGCGGCAGCCGGAGCCCCGCACCAUCAACGCCAACACCGCUGCCGGGGCCCCCGACACCACCCGCCGGCUGCUGGCAGUGGGACGGGCCUUGGGUCUGUGGGGGUGAAGGCACCACCCCCCGCCAGGCCCCUGCCACCAACACAGAGUGCCCGCCCUGUGCCCUGGCUGGGCCCCUGCCUGCCCCCCAGCCCCUGCCAGGGGACGCCAGCUUCUACAGCCUUGCGCCUCUGCCUCUGCCACCGUCCUCUGAGUCCCCUGUGGCCUCUCCCAGCCCCAGCCCCCAGGCUGUGUGCUGGCCCAGCGGCUGGCACUAGCUCUGCCAUGUGCCCUGCCUUCCUGUUCUCAUGCAAUAGCAGUCACCGAUGGGCGGCCACCACCCAGAAAACACGCUUUGGCCCCCUGGGCCCCCAGUAUUGGCCUCCCCUUCCCGGGGUGAAGGCCGGGCCCCCCUAUCUGCCGUUUUCCUUUUGACUAGGAUGGGGGAUAUUAAGUGCCCCCCCAAAAAAACAGACACACAGAACAGGCAAUUAUUUAUUUGUUUUUAAUUUAUUUUGUCAUAUUUUUGUAAAACGGCAGAAAUGCAAUAAAAAGAAUAUUUCAACAGUGCCCGAGGAUGGAGCAAUGGAAACAGGGUUCAGGGGCCCAGUG
Molecule: messenger RNA, 4310 nt
Organism: Pteronotus mesoamericanus
Lineage: Eukaryota; Metazoa; Chordata; Mammalia; Chiroptera; Mormoopidae
Gene: ANO8
Product: anoctamin 8
Exons: 19
Coding region: 161-3976 (1271 amino acids)
Source: RefSeq, a predicted model, not a curated record